Molecule: messenger RNA, 2899 nt
Organism: Diospyros lotus (date-plum)
Lineage: Eukaryota; Viridiplantae; Streptophyta; Magnoliopsida; Ericales; Ebenaceae
Exons: 5
Coding region: 116-973 (285 amino acids)
Cellular component (GO): plastid
Molecular function (GO): protein binding
Source: RefSeq, a predicted model, not a curated record
UCUUAAAAAAUGGGAAGGCAAACAUCCCCUUGGCCGUGCGUGGAUGUGAUUAUAAUUUCAAUUUGGGGAGGGCCGGACUUGCCCCUGCUCAUGCUAUCCCCCCUCCCCUCCGACCAUGGAAGUGUCGUUCCUCCUCCAAUGCCCUCCUCCUCCUCCUCCUCAUCCUACUAGGGCUUUUUCAGGCUCUCUCAGAUUCAAAUACAGAUAUGCUGCCCCCAAACUUGUUGUGAAGGCGGCCGGUGGCGGCGGCGGCCGAAUAUCGGCAACAACAGUGCCGGCGCGUGACCGAGUCAUAGAUUUCGGGAGACACAAGGGCAAGAUGCUGGGAUCCCUGUCCUCCACCUACCUCCGGUGGCUCUCCAACAACCUCAGAGCCGGCGACUUUGUGGAAUGGGCCAGGCUCGCGGACCAGGUCCUCGCCGACGCAGUUUACAGAGACCGAAUCGAGUGGGAGUUCGCGCAGAAAGUCCUGGACGGCAACGUCGUCUCCUCCAGGUCGUCGUCGUCCUCGCCAUCGGCCGUGUCCGAGCUGCUCGAGAUCAGCGAGAGGUUCGGCUGGGACAACGACGACAAGGCCGCUUGGAGCAACAUCAACUUUGCACUUCUUGGCACCUCCAAAGGGGGUCGAAUUCCCAGGCGGCUCUCCCCUCCUUCUCCGAAUCGGAAUAGGCCGCCGGAGAGAGAAUUGAGCGAGAAAUCAGACAGAAAAGAAGCGAGGAUGGGCGGAGAGAGGAGACGGGAGAGGAGAGAACGGAUGAGGCUGAAGAGGAGGGGCAACUCGCCAGCGACGGAGACGGAGACCAGCAUGUCGGUGUCGGUGGGGUUCGGAAACGGAAGCAGAUGCGGUGAUGAUGAGGCGAACAAUAGGGAUCGGGAUCCCAUGGUGGACAAUCGCCGCGGUCCCUUUCCUGGACGCCAGUCACUUUUGGACAGGGUGCUCGGUAACAACAGCCCUAAAAGACCGUUCCGGUAGUAGCCGGCCCCGCCCCGCCACCGCCCAAAAGCAUCUUCAGGAAGAUCCACGUCCAUAAUCCAUCAUCCAUCUCCAUCUCCAUCUCGUCUCAUCCUAUGCAAUUACAACGCCAGAGACGGUACCCGCCGCCUCAACACUUUUCAAACCACACACCAUCGAGCCCAAGUUAUCCACUGGCACUUAAAUUCCUUAAUUUAUUAUUAUUAUUAUUAUUAUUAUUGAAUGCCAAUGGGGGAUUUAGUUGAAAUUCCAGGUCAAAACACAUCCAGAACCUUCCAAAUUCAUAUUUAUCGAAUAUUUUCUUUUAGUUAAAAGUUUUAUAUAAUCUUAUCUUAUGGGGUAAUCUCUUUUAUUAAAAAAUUAAGGUACUUAUUAAAUAUAUAUAUAUAUUAUAUAAAUGGAGUAAACGCACAGAGCCUUUUGUAUUUUUCUUUUAAAAUAAUAUAUAUAUAUUUAUUAUUCCUCUCACUCAAAUACGGUUCAAAUUAAAUUAAUUGACAUCCGAACACUGAAAUAUAUGCUCCUAAAUACAAUAAUUAAUUUUAUUUUCCUCUUUUUUUUUUUUGGCAUUUUAAUUUUGGGUUUUGCGGCUUUUGGUUGGUUGGUGCGAGCUAAACCACAACCUGGGAAGGAAACUCUCGCUCUCGCUGGUAUCCUCUCUCUCUCUCUCUCUCUCUCUCUCUAUUUGUCUGAAGCGAAGCUGCUAAAGCUUCCGAAGAGAGAAAGAGGCCUACGCCUCGCCUCCUCAUUUCAGCCUAAUGACAGACGAGCACAAAAGUAUCACAUUCCUUUGUACUGAUAAUCCUUUUGCAAAGCUUCCAGAUCAUCUAUUGAUAGAAAUUUUUAUCCGGGUUCCCAUUUCAGAAUGGGUGCAAAUAUCAUGCGUGAAAAAGCAGUGGGCUAAACUGUUUCAGGAAGAAUGUUUGUGGCAGGCUGCCCUUCUCAGGAAUUUUCCUUUGGCUGGCCAUGCUAAAAGGUGGCCUGGACCCAUCCCCCAAGGAUUAAGCAGAAGGAGGUAUACUGCUUUAUAUAUCAGUAAGCACAUCUUUUCACUUGAUGAUGAAUUCAAUGAGAUUGUGGGCCAUACUUAUUUGUUUCUAAAGGAGCAACUUGAAAUUUCAACCAUGCCGCCUCCUGCUGGUAUACUUCAUGGUACUAUUAUAGGUCUGUUCCUAAACACCACCCCCCGCCCCCCAACCCUCCCUUCCUCCCUUUUCUCUGUAUAUCACAUUAGACUUUAAGAUGAAUUUUUGUGCUUGCUGGCAAGAGUGCUUAUUUUGUAUUUAGAACAUGAGUGAGGAGUUGGCAUCCAGUGACACUAUGCCCAUGAAGGAUUCUUACCAAGUGAUUAUCUUUUCCAUUGAUUGUACGUGAACGGACUCUCGAAAUUAAGAUCAGUUUAUUGCUUGUGGUAAGUCACGCGACAAGGCCAACGAGCUUGCCUCAUACAUCUGGUUAGCCGUUAUUGAUAAUUUGGAGGAAAACGAGGAAACAUUUCUUUUACUCAAACGCCUGGCGCUAGAGGGAGAUGUAUUUCUACCAUAUCCAUACUCAAGAUCACAACAGGUCCAGUGGAGGGUGUUUGAGAAGCUGUUUACAGAUUUCCGCGACUGCUUCAAUCACCAAGACUAUUGUGACAUGUUGGCUCGGGCAAAGCUUAGAUUUCAGCCAAUUCCGUCCACUUGGUUAGGUUACUAGUAAGUAAGCUUUUGUAAUUUCUUGUAUGGAAUUUACAAUUACAAUUACAUACACGAGAGAGAGAGAGAGAGAGAGAGAGAGAGAGAGAGAGAGAGAGAGAGAAAUUGUAUGUAAUGUAUGUAUGUAUAUGUGCGUGCGUGUAAUUUCAAGGCCGGCAGACAGACAGAUGAAGCUAAAUUAUCUCAUUUGGUUGAAGCAAGGGGAAUAAACCAACUGCAUUCUAUAGUA